AUGCAAGUAAAGAAUAAGAUCAAACUAAAGGAUAAGAAUGUGGCAAUUACAUUAGUCCCAGAAGAUUCCGAAGAUUUAUGGUAUUUGUACAAUUUAUUAAAAGUUGGAGAUACAGUUCAAGUAUUAACUCAACGAAAUGUUAAGAAAGGGAAUCCAGCACAAAUACAAAAGGGGAAAGCCAAAAUGGAGAAAGUGUUAUUAAGAUUGAAAUUAUUGGUUGAAGAUAUUGAUUAUAUUGCCAGUGAUCAAGCUAUGAGAGUCAAUGGUAAAUCUUUAGAACAACAAGAAUAUGUUCCUUUGAAUAGUUAUCAUACUGCUGAAGUUGAAUUGAAUAAGGAGAUUACAAUCUUGAAAGAUAAUUGGGAUGAAUAUGAUAUGUCCUUGUUGGAUGAUUUAUGUUCAAUUGAAAAGAAAGCAGAUAUAGGUGCGGUGAUUUUUCAAGAAGGUGUAGCUCAUAUUUGUUAUGUAACUGAUACAAUGACUGUAUUACAAGCUAAGGUUGAAAAGUCAAUCCCUCGUAAGAAUACUGAAUUUGGGACUAAAGAUCUUGAUAAAGCCAUGAAUUCAUUUUUUAAUAUGAUUAUUCAAACAAUGGCAAGACAUUUUGAUAUGGAUAGAUUAAAAGCUGUGAUUCUAGCAUCACCUGGAUUCCUUGCUAAAACCUUAUAUGACAGACUUAUACAAGAAUGUCUUAAUUUACAGAAUUCAGGAAAAGAAAAUAAAGUAUUCGCCAGUAUAUUGGAACACAAGAAUAAAUUCUUAAUAGCCCAUUCUUCUACUGGAUAUUUACAAGGAUUAGAAGAAGUGUUGGAUGAUCCUGCAGCAAGAAAGAAAUUAGCAGAUACUAAAUUCCUUGAAGAAUCAGAAGCAUUACUGCGUUUCCAAAGAGCAUUAAACAAUGAUGAUGGACGUGCAUGGUAUGGUCUUGAAGAAGUCUCGAAAGCUUUAAACAUGGACGCUGUAAGAUAUUUGAUGGUUUCUGAUGAACUUUUCAGAAGUGAUGAUAUUGAAACCAGAAGACAUUAUAUUGACUUAACUGAACAAGCCAAGAGGAAUGGUGCCCAGGUGUAUAUAUUUUCUAGUUUACAUGAGUCGGGAGUGCAAUUGAAUCAAUUGACUGGUAUUGCGGCUCUUUUGAAGUAUCCAAUACCUGAUCUUGAUGAUUCAGAUGAAGAAGACGAGUAA
Messenger RNA from Hemisphaericaspora subhashii, 1185 nucleotides. RefSeq names its product ribosome dissociation factor. Gene Ontology annotation, cellular component: cytoplasm. The record is from RefSeq and is a predicted model, not a curated record. NCBI's taxonomy places the organism in Eukaryota, Fungi, Ascomycota, Pichiomycetes, Serinales, Debaryomycetaceae. Bases 1 to 1185 code for a protein of 394 amino acids. Gene Ontology annotation, biological process: nonfunctional rRNA decay; ribosome disassembly; nuclear-transcribed mRNA catabolic process, non-stop decay. The transcript has a single exon.